Messenger RNA from Toxotes jaculatrix (banded archerfish), 1209 nucleotides. RefSeq names its product CMP-N-acetylneuraminate-beta-galactosamide-alpha-2,3-sialyltransferase 1-like. The transcript is spliced from 7 exons. Gene Ontology annotation, molecular function: beta-galactoside (CMP) alpha-2,3-sialyltransferase activity. NCBI's taxonomy places the organism in Eukaryota, Metazoa, Chordata, Actinopteri, Toxotidae. Bases 178 to 1119 code for a protein of 313 amino acids. The record is from RefSeq and is a predicted model, not a curated record.
CCCCUGGAAUUUAUUUAAGAUGGGUCAACGGACAUUUCACUAAUCAUUUGUCAUCAUCCUCCUGUGCUCUUUACUGGCAUAAAAGGCUGCUACAUUUGACUGGAACAGAAGCGGAUUUACUCUCUGAUCAGAUUGAAACAGUUUCACACUCACGAGCCAACACAAGAUCACACAGCCAUGAAGAGGUUACAACUGGGCUUCAUUUUCCUGCUCUGUAUCUCCAGUGUCUGUGUGUUUUUGAGGGAACAUGUUUCAAACACCAUCCAGGUCCAGGACACAAGCCCCUGUGCUUGUGAGAAAUGUUUGUCAGAAGAGGACCUGUGGUUUCAGCAGCGUUUCAACAAAUCAGUUGAGCCCUUUUUGUCAGCAAGUGGCAACCUCUCAGAGGAUGUCUUCACAUGGUGGAAGGGCUUACAGGCUGAAAAACGCAACUUCAUUUCCUAUAGCACAGCAGUGGGCAACCUGUUUAAGCUGUUCCCACCCAUUCCAGAUGUUGUAGAACCCAGCCCUGAACGCUGCAGGACUUGUGCUGUGGUGGGGAACUCUGGUAAUUUGAAGGGAUCACAUUAUGGACCUCUGAUAGAUUUCCAUGACAUUAUCAUAAGAAUUAACCAUGCAAGGACCAAAGGCUACGAAGCAGAUGUUGGGAACAGAACAACCCAUCGUGUCAUUUAUCCAGAGAGUGCUGUAGACUUAGACAACACCACUCAUCUUGUGUUGGUUCCAUUUAAAAUACAAGAUAUUGAGUGGCUCACUCAAGCCUUCACUACAGGAUUUACUGGAUCGUCAUAUGUGCCAGUAAAAUCAAGUAUCAAAGCUAACAAGGACUUGGUGAUGGUGGUCAGCCCAGCUUUCAUGAUGUAUGUUCAUCACACAUGGCUGGAAAAAAAGGGCAGGUAUCCAUCCACUGGCUUCAUGGCUUUGGUUCUUGCCUUGCACAUUUGUGAUGAGGUCCAUGUGUUUGGCUUUGGAGCUGACAAAGAGGGAAACUGGAGCCAUUACUGGGAGCUGCUGAGCAACAAAAACUUAAAAACUGGACCACAUCCUGGAACUCAUGAGUAUGAAAUCAUCCAGCAGCUAGCGGAGCAAGAAAAACUCCAGUUUUAUAGAGGGUGGUGAUCUCUCUCAAGCGACAACUUUGCUCUGACUCCCUCCCUAACCGUGCACUAACUCUUAUUAGAGUAGCAGUAGUAGUAGUAGUGUGCAAUG